Messenger RNA from Oryza brachyantha (malo sina), 2399 nucleotides. RefSeq lists its product as uncharacterized. The record is from RefSeq and is a predicted model, not a curated record. Gene Ontology annotation, biological process: chitin catabolic process; cell wall macromolecule catabolic process; response to oxidative stress. The transcript has 14 exons. Lineage: Eukaryota; Viridiplantae; Streptophyta; Magnoliopsida; Poales; Poaceae. The coding region runs from base 117 to 2075 and encodes 652 amino acids. Gene Ontology annotation, molecular function: heme binding; chitinase activity; peroxidase activity.
AAGUUUCACGUCACAGUAUCCCCCACUCCACCCUCUCCACCACCGACACGCUCCUCCGCCUCGCCGCCGCCGGCUCACCCGAUCACGCGCUGAGGCAGAGGAAGAGGAAGACGACGAUGAGGAGCGCACCGCUGCUGCUGGCGCUGGCGCUGGCGCUCCUCGCGGUGGCGGGGCCGUCACCAGCGAUGGCGAGGAGGCACAAGGGCGAGGAGGAGAAGGCGUGCGACAAGGGGUGGGAGUGCAGCGGCAGCCGGUUCUGCUGCAACGACACCAUCACCGACUACUUCAAGGUGUACCAGUUCGAGGACCUCUUCGCCAAGCGCAACGACCCCACCGCCCACGCCGCCGGCUUCUGGGACUACAAGGCCUUCAUCACCGCCGCCGCGCUCUUCGAGCCCCGCGGCUUCGGCACCACGGGGGGCAAGGAGGUGGGGAUGAGGGAGGUCGCCGCGUUCCUCGGCCACGUCGGCGCCAAGACCUCCUGUGGAUAUGGUGUUGCAACUGGUGGUCCAUUGGCUUGGGGGCUUUGCUAUAACCAUGAAAUGAGCCCAAGCCAAAGCUACUGUGACAACAGCAACGAGCUGUAUCCUUGUGUUGAGGGAGUCGAGUAUUAUGGUCGAGGCGCUCUUCCUGUUUACUGGAACUACAACUAUGGUAUCAUUGGUGAGGGUAUCAAGCAGGAUCUGUUGAACCACCCAGAGUUACUGGAACAGAAUGCAACUCUAGCAUUUGAAGCUGCAAUCUGGAGGUGGAUGACUCCAAUGAAGAGGAGGCAGCCAUCAGCCCAUGAUGUAUUUGUUGGAAACUGGAAACCAACCAAGAACGACACUUUGUCCAAGAGGUAUCCUGGCUUUGGUGCUACAAUGAACAUCUUGUAUGGUGAUCUCAGUUGCGGUCAAGGCUCCAUCGAUUCGAUGAACGUCAUUGUAUCCCACUACCGACAUUAUCUUGACCUGAUGGGAGUUGGCAGUGAGAACGCUGGAGAUAACUUGGAUUGUGCUGACCAACUGCCAUUCAACCCAUCCUCAAAGAGUUUGGACUCCCCACUAUUGACACUUAGCAAGGCAAGAAAGAAGGGAAUGGAGCUCACUAACAUCCGCCGAAUUGCCGCCCCCUCCAGCUUCUUCUCCAGCUGCUGUCCUUGCACCUGCAGGGUUAGAAGAACUGGGAAGGCAGUGAUAGGAGUGUCUGCUGCUGGUGGUAGGUGCAGCAGUGCUGAUUCUGCAUGUUUAGAAUCCAUUGAGCAGCAAAAUGCAUAUUUCCUUUCAGGUCCCAGAUCCUUCCUUUAUUACAGGAGGAGAGACUUUGCUUCUGUGGCUCUACUCCCUUUUAUACUUCCUCGUGUUAAUAUUGCGAGCGCGGCUGAGUCAAUUGAUGGUUCAAUUAUUCAAAAUGGUGUGAGGAAUGUUUUAUCCAAGGUCAAGGCUGCUGGCAUGCUUCGCUUGGCUUUCCAUGAUGCAGGGACUUUUGAUAUUGCUGACAAAUCAGGUGGCAUGAACGGCUCUAUAAUUUAUGAAGUUGACAGACCCGAGAAUACUGGGCUAAAUAAAUCCAUAAAGGUAUUAGGAAAAGCAAAAGAAGUAAUUGACCGUGUGCAGCAAGUUUCAUGGGCGGAUUUGAUUGCCGUGGCUGGUGCUGAGUCAGUUGCACUAUGUGGAGGGCCAGAAAUUCCAGUAAGAUUAGGUCGAUUAGAUUCCAGUACUGCUGAUCCUUCUGGUAAGCUUCCUGAAGAAACGUUGGAUGCCACUGCCCUGAAAACAUUAUUCAGCAAAAAGGGCUUUUCGACACAGGAAAUGGUUGUGUUAUCUGGAGCACACACAAUUGGAGGUAAAGGAUUCGGAAAUCCAAAUGUUUUUGACAACUCAUAUUUCAAAGUACUCCUUGAGAAGCCACAGGCAUCUUCGUCUGGGAUGCCGGCCAUGGUAGGACUGCGGACAGAUUGGGCACUCACUGAAGAUGAUGAAUGCUUAAGAUGGAUCAAUUUAUAUGCCCAAGACCAAGCUAAAUUUUUUGCCGACUUCAAGGAUGCAUACAUCAAGCUUGUAAAUACUGGAGCCUCGUGGAGAUCUGCUUAAUUUACUUGUACCAGAACUCAUAUUUCAAUGUUCAAACGUAGGAACUUUAGAGCAAUUUUGUACAAAACAAAGCUAAAUGUGUAAUUCUUAAUAUCUGUUCCAAGGGGAUAAACAUCCCCUCACCGGCGACCGGUAGCCACCGAACACAACGAGAGAGGAUCCGGAGAGACAACGAACCAAUCACCUAUCGAAUUGCAUUUUAGGAACUAACGGAAAGAUAUUGGCUAUAAAGGGUGAAUACGAGAGAGCAUUGUUAUGUAGUGUCACACUGGAAAACGCUUAUCCAUCUUCCUAAUUUAUAAUCUAUUUAAACAUUGUAUGUAA